Messenger RNA from Arabidopsis lyrata subsp. lyrata, 1164 nucleotides. RefSeq lists its product as uncharacterized. Gene Ontology annotation, biological process: retrograde vesicle-mediated transport, Golgi to endoplasmic reticulum. NCBI's taxonomy places the organism in Eukaryota, Viridiplantae, Streptophyta, Magnoliopsida, Brassicales, Brassicaceae. Gene Ontology annotation, cellular component: SNARE complex; endoplasmic reticulum. The transcript has 8 exons. The coding region runs from base 162 to 1034 and encodes 290 amino acids. The record is from RefSeq and is a predicted model, not a curated record. Gene Ontology annotation, molecular function: SNAP receptor activity.
AUUCUCAUCCUCCAUCUUCUUCUUCCCCAGAAUCGAAUUUUGAGAUCUCCUCCGAUCGAUUUUGAUCUCCAACACUCUCUGCUUCGUCAAAUACGGUGUCCACAGAGAUCCGAUUUCGUUCUCUCUCUUUCUCCACUGUUCUCCAAUUUUGCAGUUGAGACAUGGAUGAGGUUGUUGUUGAAGUGGAGAAGACGAAGAGAGAAUGGGAAGAAGCGUACGAGAAGACGAUCGAACAUAUCAUGGCGAUUCAAGAGUACGGUAAAUCAAGGAGAGGAGAAGAGAAGAUUUCGCUGCAGAGGCUCAACGGAUUGGCUCAGGAUGGUCUCUCUCUUCUCAAUUCUCUACAAUUCAAUUUGGAUCUUCUCGCGCCUCAGCUUCCUUCAGAUGAUCAGGUGCAAUCUACUCAGUCACUGCUUGAAACCUGGAAGAAUCAAUAUCACAGUUUGAGGGUAAACCUGAGAAGUGCUAAUUUGCAAGCUAAGGAUAACAUGAGGAAAGCAGCUCAAGAAGAGAGAGAGCUUCUCCUUGGUGGUGGAACAGAGUCUACAGUUCUCAGACGUAAACGGCAAGCAAAUGCUGGCGUGACAUCGGAUGCUGAAAGCAUAACUGAAAGUCUCAGGCGUUCACGGCAGCUGAUGGUUCAGGAGGUCGAAAGAAGUACAAACACUCUCGUGGCUUUUGAUGAAUCUACUGGAGUACUUAAAAAAGCCGAGAGUGAAUACAAAGGUCAUAGGUCUCUGUUGUCGAGGACCCGUAAUCUACUUUCGACAAUGCAGCGUCAAGAUGUAAUUGACAGGAUAAUCCUCAUAGUUGGAUUUUCUCUCUUUGUCUUUGCUGUUGUUUACGUUGUUUCAAAGCGCAUCGGAAUUCUCAAACUGCAAAGAAUGGCCACUGCUGCUAUUAAAGCUCAAUUAGCUGGAAAAGGAGCAAAUGGUGUAGGAGAUGAUGUUAUGCCUCUCGGACAACAGUUUGAUGGCAAUACAGUUCCAACUGUUAACAUUCCUCUACAACAACGCAUGCACGAUGAACUCUGAAGCUCAUUAGAUGCUUGUAACAUUGUUCAUGAAUCUAUAUAUAUAUUACAAGUUGAUGUUGUUACCUAGGAAUGCUCUAUAUAUUACCACAUGUUUCAAGGACAAUUGAAAUUGAAGUUUCUUUGAAAUA